AAAAAAAAAAGAAAAUAAGCACUGUAAAACAAAUACUUUUAUUUUCUGCUAUAAAUUCAUAGUAUCAGUGGCGUUUCUACCUUUCUUAUGCAAGUGAAGCACAUAAUGCCAUAUAUAGAUAUACAUGUAGGGAGAGAGAGAUUUUUCCUUUUAAAAGUUGUUUUUUUUUUUUUAAUAAAAAAAAUUGUAGGUGGGCUAUGGAUUUUGCUGCGUUAGAGGAGAUGCUACUGCCGCACAGAGAGUCAACCAAAAGAAGCUAGAAGGGUCCUCAAAUUUGGGUCUUUCUCCUACUUUUCUGCUAGAGAGAGGGGGGAGGAGAAAUGGGUAUUGUUCCAGAUGAGGCAAUCAAUCAGUUCAAAGCACUAAUGGAUCAAGUUGAGGAGCCAUUGAAGAGGACAUAUCAAAAUAUUCAUCAAGGAUAUCACACUGAAACUUUGAUGCGUUUCCUAAAAGCUAGAGAAUGGAAUGUUGCCAAGGCCCAUAAGAUGUUGAUUGAUUGCUUACAUUGGAGGAUACAAAAUGAGAUCGACAAUGUAUUAACGAAACCUAUAGUUCCAACUGAUUUGUACAGAGCAAUGCGUGAUUCACAGCUCAUAGGCAUGUCUGGUUACUCAAGAGAGGGGCUUCCAGUCUUUGCUAUUGGUGUUGGGCUCAGCACAUUGGAUAAAGCAUCUGUCCACUACUAUGUUCAGUCACACAUUCAAAUAAAUGAAUAUCGGGACUGUAUAAUUCUGCCUUUUGCUUCAAAAAAAUAUGGGCGACCAGUAACCACCUGUGUGAAGGUGUUGGAUAUGACUGGUCUGAAGCUUUCAGCACUUGGCCAAAUAAAGUUGCUGACAAUCAUAUCAACAGUUGAUGACUUGAAUUAUCCAGAGAAAACAAAAACAUAUUACAUUGUAAAUGCCCCAUACAUAUUUUCAGCAUGUUGGAAGGUUGUCAAGCCUCUACUGCAAGAGAGGACGAGGAAAAAAAUUCAGGUGUUACCAGGUAAUGGGCGAGAUGAGUUGUUGAAGAUAAUGGAUUUGGCAUCUCUUCCACAUUUCUGUAAAAAGGAAGGGUCUGGAUCAUCACGACAUGCAGAGAACGCAGCCGAGAACUGCUAUUCCUUGGAUCAUCCGUUUCAUCAACAACUCUACAACUACAUAAAGCAGCAGUGCUUGAUCACUGAACCUGACAAACCAAUUAAACAGGGAUCUUUCCACGUGGAUCUCCCUGAGGAAGCUGUGGAAAGAACAGAAAUCGCCAAAACCAUUGAAUCUGAGCUACACAAGUUCGAGAAUGGUGAUGGACUUUCAAGGUCAGUAAGUGGCCUUAAAAUCAAUGAUUAUUGAGACUGUUGAGCGUCAUACAUUGUCCAUUACUUGAAGAGGUGAAUGCUCAAACGUGAUUACUUUGUUAUAGGUACACAAAUGUAAAAUAGUAGCGAUUCUCAAUGUCCCUGCUUGUGAGGGAAAAGCUAAUACUGUAUAUUAAUUUGAGAUUUUGGCUGGAUAAUUGGUAUAAAGCUUUCCCAGUAUAGGAAAUGUAGCAGAGAAUUGUAAUUCCUAGUUCCCCCAUUUCAUGCAUAAUACCAUCAUUUGGUUGUGAGAA
Messenger RNA from Manihot esculenta (cassava), 1590 nucleotides. Its product is annotated as phosphatidylinositol/phosphatidylcholine transfer protein SFH9. The transcript has 12 exons. The record is from RefSeq and is a predicted model, not a curated record. The coding region runs from base 321 to 1331 and encodes 336 amino acids. Lineage: Eukaryota; Viridiplantae; Streptophyta; Magnoliopsida; Malpighiales; Euphorbiaceae.